Molecule: messenger RNA, 2110 nt
Organism: Toxoplasma gondii ME49
Lineage: Eukaryota; Apicomplexa; Conoidasida; Eucoccidiorida; Sarcocystidae
Exons: 2
Coding region: 906-1802 (298 amino acids)
Source: RefSeq, a predicted model, not a curated record
AAUUUCGCGGCGUCCACUGAACAGCUUCGACUUAUCGCUCAAUGUCGGAUAUUGCAGUGAUCUUCCUCCCGAAGUGUGUUUUGACAACCACACAGGAAACGAAGUGACGUCAAGCAACACGCAUCAGCCAACCGCCUGGCGACAGCCUUUAGGUAUAGCCGUACUUCUAGUUCGCUCUGCAGCCCCCGCACGGUUCCCACAUCUUCCAGAAAAAACGGUACAGUGGCCUGUUACUGUCACAGGAACAUCUACUGGGAGGUCCAUACGACGUAACGAACCGGUUGCGCCGUGGCGACCGUCCCACCACGCGAGGAGUGGUGGCGUAGCGCUUUAGAGACACUGGUACGUUAACUGGCCGUUUUUAUCGGCUUCCGGUGUGCGUCUCGGUACAAUAAGGUCCCGAGCAGUUUUCGUCUAUAUUCGCCUGCUGAACUCUAGAAAAGCUAUAGCUUGUGUUGGAUGCAGAAUGUUCUUACGUAGCUUCGACGAUUUCCAAUAUAGUGGGUGCAGGGAGCUUCAGGUGAAUUGGAAAGUGCUGUCACACUCCUCAUGAUACAUUACCGUGGCGUGUUCCAAGCCAGUGCAUUUUAUGAGUCCACAGUUGACGCGCUAGUAUAUAUGAGCUAAUGAAGAGGAUCAACAGUCUGAAGGGAUUCCAAGUUCCCUUGGACUUGAUGUGGUCGGGAGCUUCGUUUAUCGGUGAUAUACGUAUGGGCUUCGGCUGUGGGUGCCAAAGCGCGUAACAGCUAGUGAUCGUCACUGAAUGAAAACCCCCAGCUGCGUUGUGGAGUGCAUAUGCGUCUGACUUUGAAAUUGACAGAAUUGUCUCGCCUCACGCGCGGCAGGAUUGUGGAGAAACGGAUGCCAGAAGGUCCUAUCAGCUGGGUGAAGAAUUGUGAGGCACGAUGGGGGACGCGUCAAACGAGCUAGCGAAGGUGGAGAAGGAGUUGGCAGAUAUCAGAAGAAUUGAAGAUAGCAUUCGAGAAAGACAGAUAGAGUAUCUGGCACCCCGUCGAAAGUCGGAAGAGGAGAAGAGAAUAGAGGAGGUGGUAUUGAACAGCGGUCGACUUCUUACCGACGCUUUGAGUUUAUAUGGGGGUUCAAAAGUGAAUUUUGAUCAAGACCGCGUUAGCGGCAACUUCAAACACUCUGAAAGAGCCAUAUCGAAGGAGGCUAUCGGUACCCUUUUUCGAUGGUUGGACAAAGCGGACGAGGAAACGGGAGCUAACGAGACCCAUAGAAACCUGAAUAAUUUAAGGGGGACCUUAGCCGUCAUGAGCGGUCUCAGGAAACAUAAGUGGGUAGAGUUGGAGGAGCAUCAACAGCGGAUUCGUGAUUCCCGACCAGCGAAAGGCGAGAUCGAGGUGCCCACUGAGGAACGUAACAGAUUCCUGAAAAAUGUCGAUGAUUACCUCGUCAUCCUUGAGAGAUUGCGGCGCCUCCAUUGGAAGGAAGUUGAAUAUCUAGAUGAUUUCGGUCUCCAAUUACAGAACGGCGAUUUCCCAGAUGACGAGGCACUGCAGGACUACAUGUAUACAACACUACUCGACCGAAUAAAGACGUACAAUGGCCGUUACGGAUUCCAUAACCGAAGUAUCGCUUUGCUUGACCAUUUUCGUCGCUAUUACAUCGACUUACGCGCGGAACCUCGGUCUGACGCGACUACAAAGGCAUGGGAAGAGCUGCGACUCAUGACAUCGGCGUUUGAUGAGUACAAGUCUUUCAUCUUCAACGAAGAGCUGGAGAAGGGCGUGCUUGCAGGAUUGUGGCCCGAGCAUGCUGUCCCCCUGUUCCUCUACUAACCUCACGAGAAACGGGUACGCCGUAAUAGUAUACUGGGGUUGGCCGCAACGGUUGUGCUUGCACAUGCCGCCGUUAUUGCGAUGACCAAACAUGUUAGUAAACCUUACUUAACGUAUGUUGAUUUUACACAGUCGUCGACUUCGUGCUUGUUCGCGAUGAGCGAGCAUCGGAUUGCGCCGUCAGCGAGUUCGUUACUCACGCAGUGCAUGGCUUGGUAGAGUUCGGUUGUGCCGUCACACAGAGGUCACAUAUCGUUACUGAUGCACAGAAAACAAACACUAACACAAGAUCAAAAGAUACAGCGGAG